CAGUCUGUGCUCGGUCCUGACUGGAAGGACGGGGAGGAGCGGCGGUGAGAGAGCGAGCGACACAAGCAGGCAAGGGGGGAUCAGAGCCAGAAAAACAACCCCCGCUCCCGAGCAAUGACACAGCCAUCCUCCUCCUCCUCCUCACACACAUAGAAACCCAGGCACCAUUACACUGGAAGCACUUUACACCCCUAUAUAGCCACCAUCUCUGACAGACCAAGGGGGGGGAACUACACACCAUAACAACAACAACAACCAUCUGCUGUAAUGUCACUGGAAAAAAUCCCCCUGCUUAUAUAGAUUUAGCUUUAUUUACCUUUUUAUAUAUAAAUAUAUAUAUCCACAGAGACAGGGAGCACCAAAGGCACCAGCUCCAUAUAGCUAAAGAAAACCAGCUGGUGUCACUGAAAUGCUGGCUUCAUGAGGGUGUUGAGAGGAGGAGGACACACAGCCAGCUGCAGCCUGCAAGAGAAGAUAUCCCUGACACCCUCCUUGUAUUUUAUUUGACAGCUAUUAGUAGAAAGGGGUUGCCUACCAGAAAAGAGGCUCUCAAUGACCACCCCCCAAAAUCCACAUUAAUCUCUGUGCACUUAAUGGAUUUAAGGUAAACUAGGUACAGCCCAGUUUCACUAAACCAAAGAAUAUUUGGUGUAUUCCACCCAAUAUUUCCUCCCCUCCCCCUUGCCAGAAGAGGCAGGCUAGUUGCUGUUAAAUGUCUGAAGAGGAUUUUCAUUAGAUUAUUUUUUGGUUUGUUCUAAGAUAAAAUAUAAUCUACAUUACAGUUGGAGACGUGAUCAGAAAAUAUUGAAAACAAAGAGUGGCUUGUCUACGUUAAGCACAAUUUGGCAUCAACAAUCUUUUUUUUUUUUUUAAAUAUAUAUUUUUACGUCCUGAAAAAUUGUAAUGGGGGAUUACGGGUUUGGAGUGCUAGUGCAAAAUAAUACUGGGAACAAGUCUGCUUUUCCAGUCAGGUUUCAUCCACAUCUGCAGCCUGCUCACCAUCAUCAAAAUGCAACAACGAGCCCUGCUGCUUUUAUAAAUAACUCCGCUGCCAAUGGCAGCAGUGCUGGGUCAGCUUGGCUUUUUCCUGCUCCAGCUGCCCAUAACAUUCAGGAUGAAAUUCUGGGGUCAGAAAAAUCCAAAUCUCAGCAGCAACAACAGCAGGAACAGCAAGAUUCUUUAGAAAAACAGCAGCAUUCCCCUAGCCAAAGCCAGGAAACAGGAAUUCUACCUGACCCUGAGAAGGUGAAGUCAGAGGAAAACCAGGGAGAUAGCUCUUCAGAAAAUGGCAAGGAGAAAAUACGAAUAGAGUCCCCUGUGUUGACAGGAUUUGAUUAUCAAGAUGCACCAGGGCUUGGGUCAUCAAAUCAAACCCUAACAUCUUCUGCAUCCCCUUUAACUGGUUUCAGCAACUGGUCAGCUGCUAUUGCCCCAUCAUCUUCCACAAUUAUUAAUGAAGAUGCAAGUUUUUUUCACCAGGGAGGUGUCCCUGCUGCUUCAGCAAAUAAUGGUGCUCUUCUGUUCCAGAAUUUCCCUCAUCACGUGAGCCCAGGGUUUGGCGGUAGCUUUUCCUCACAGAUUGGACCCAUGUCACAGCAUCAUCCCCAUCAUCCCCAUUUCCAACAUCAUCAUAACCAACACCAACAGCAAAGGAGGUCUCCUGCUAGUCCGCACCCACCCCCAUUCACUCACAGAAAUGCUGCAUUUAACCAACUGCCACACUUGGCUAAUAAUCUUAACAAACCACCUUCACCAUGGAGCAGCUACCAAAGCCCAUCACCUACUCCAUCUUCUUCAUGGAGCCCUGGUGGAAGUGGAUAUGGUGGUUGGGGUGGAUCCCAAGGUAGGGACCAUCGCCGAGGACUAAAUGGAGGAAUAACACCGUUAAAUUCCAUCUCACCCUUGAAGAAGAAUUUUGGAAAUAACCACAUCCAGUUGCAGAAAUAUGGUAGGCCCAACUCGGCCUUUGCACCGAAAUCCUGGAUAGAUGACAGCUUGAACAGAGCCGACAACAUAUUUCCUUUUGCGGAUCGCACAAGGACAUUUGACAUGCAUUCACUGGAAAGUUCCCUGAUUGACAUAAUGAGAGCAGAGAAUGAUUCACUGAAAGCAAGGACAUAUGGGCGAAGGCGAGGUCAAUCCUCUCUGUUCCCUAUGGAAGAUGGUUUCCUGGAUGAUGGUCGAAAUGAGCAGACUUUGCACAGUGGCUUGGGGUCACCUCACUGCUUCCCACAUCCAAAUGGAGAAAGAGUGGAACGGUAUUCACGCAAAGUAUUUGUUGGAGGUCUUCCACCAGAUAUUGAUGAAGAUGAGAUCACAGCUAGUUUUCGGCGCUUUGGCCCCUUGAUUGUGGAUUGGCCCCAUAAGGCUGAAAGCAAAUCGUAUUUUCCUCCCAAAGGUUAUGCAUUUUUGCUGUUUCAAGAUGAAAGCUCUGUUCAGGCUCUAAUUGAUGCUUGCAUUGAAGAGGACGGCAAGCUCUACCUAUGUGUGUCAAGUCCUACUAUCAAAGACAAACCGGUUCAGAUUCGGCCCUGGAACCUUAGUGACAGUGACUUUGUGAUGGAUGGUUCACAGCCUCUUGACCCACGGAAAACUAUAUUUGUUGGAGGCGUCCCACGACCCUUGCGAGCUGUUGAGUUAGCGAUGAUAAUGGAUCGUCUGUAUGGUGGAGUAUGCUACGCUGGCAUAGAUACAGACCCGGAGUUAAAAUAUCCAAAAGGAGCCGGGCGGGUUGCCUUUUCCAAUCAACAAAGUUACAUAGCUGCUAUAAGCGCCCGCUUUGUCCAACUUCAGCAUGGAGAAAUAGAUAAACGGGUGGAAGUGAAGCCAUAUGUUUUGGAUGACCAGCUGUGUGACGAGUGUCAGGGGGCUCGUUGUAGUGGCAAAUUUGCUCCGUUCUUCUGUGCGAACGUUACCUGUCUGCAGUAUUACUGUGAAUAUUGCUGGGCUGCUAUCCACUCACGUGCUGGCCGGGAGUUCCAUAAGCCACUGGUAAAAGAGGGAGGAGAUCGCCCAAGGCAUAUUUCAUUCCGCUGGAAUUGAGCGACCCAUUGCUUAGCUCACCUUGCAAGCAUCCAAAUAAGUGCACUCUUCUGUUCUCUUAAUCUCCCUCCUACCAUCUUUAGGAACGCAUGUCCUUUUGUCGUAGUCUGUAUUUUAACAAUAGUAUAACGGAAGAAUGACCUACAUAUAGGUAUUUUGUAGAGUCUUGUGUCCUUGAGAACUGUAUAGGAACGCCUUUGUUUGUUCAUAAUAUCACUCUGAUGCAUGCAAGUUUCAUGCUGUCCUCACUGAAAACCAAGGGAGCAGGGAGACUGCAACGAUUAUUAAUAUAUUUUUUUUUAUUAUUAUUGUUAUUAUUUUAUUUUAACUCUAAAAGGAGAGCUUAAAAUAAGAAAACUAUUGAGCAAGAAGAAAAAGAAAACAAGAGUAUUUUUUUUAAUUAAAUUAUUGUUAAAUAAAAGUAUCGUAAGAAUACUGUUAAUGUAACCAUGCAACCACAAUAACACUAUUGGUCUGUUUGACACAGCUUAUUUUUUACUAGGGGAGAUUUUAUUCUUAUUUUUUUAAUUUUUUUUUUCUUUUUUUUUUAUUCUAAUUUAUUGGGGAUUUUUAAUGUUCUUUUUUUAAAGAUUUAAGUGGAAAAUGUGCAUUUGCCUAUUACACAGCAUAAGUAGUCAAAGAAGCAUUGUAAAUGUAUUUCCCCCCGCUGUCUGGGAGUAUUUGAAUGCUCAAAACAUAUAAUAAAAUAAAUGGCAGAUGCCUCCAAUAUUUACAUACAUAAUAUUUUUUUCCCAUUCCUUCCUUAUUUAGACAGCGACAAAACUGGUUAAAAUCUCCUUUGAGCUUUGAAAUAUUUUAACAGUGAUCUGUUUGCGUUUAAGCUUUUUAAAGAAUGUACAUGAUGAGUGAAGUUACUACUGAGGGGAGUGCACUUAUUUAUUUUUUCAGUGAAAAAAAAAAUU
Molecule: messenger RNA, 3965 nt
Organism: Pelobates fuscus (common spadefoot toad)
Lineage: Eukaryota; Metazoa; Chordata; Amphibia; Anura; Pelobatidae
Gene: CPEB4
Product: cytoplasmic polyadenylation element binding protein 4
Exons: 10
Coding region: 904-3042 (712 amino acids)
Biological process (GO): negative regulation of cytoplasmic translation
Cellular component (GO): cytoplasm; nucleus; synapse
Molecular function (GO): ribosome binding; mRNA 3'-UTR binding; translation factor activity, RNA binding
Source: RefSeq, a predicted model, not a curated record